Molecule: messenger RNA, 1224 nt
Organism: Cladophialophora yegresii CBS 114405
Lineage: Eukaryota; Fungi; Ascomycota; Eurotiomycetes; Chaetothyriales; Herpotrichiellaceae
Product: 18S rRNA biogenesis protein RCL1
Exons: 1
Coding region: 1-1224 (407 amino acids)
Biological process (GO): ribosome biogenesis; endonucleolytic cleavage of tricistronic rRNA transcript (SSU-rRNA, 5.8S rRNA, LSU-rRNA)
Cellular component (GO): nucleolus
Molecular function (GO): RNA endonuclease activity
Source: RefSeq, a predicted model, not a curated record
AUGUCCACUUCCCAACCUCCCCUCCGCUUCUCCUCGCACAAGCAACUCACCUCACGACUGAUUCUCGCAACACUCCUCGGUCGCGCCGUCCGCAUCGAUCAAAUCCGGCCCAACUCGCCCACAAAUCCAGGUCUUGCACCUCAUGAAAUCUCCUUCCUCCGCCUCCUCGAAGCUGUUACCAAUGGCUCUCACAUUGAGGUCUCUUACACGGGAACCGUCUUGCUCUACAAGCCCGGACUGAUUACGGGUUCAGCCCCCGGUAGUGGCGCCGAGGCCGUCUCGGGUGUGCUUAGGCAUGAAAUUCCUGCCAACAAUAGCAGAGGGCUCUCCUACUUCCUAUUACCCAUGUGUCUACUCGCACCAUUCAGUAAAGCAAAGUUCAACAUUAUCUUCACGGGCCCAGGUGUGAUCACGAGUUCUACGCCAGAGACAUGGGGAGACAUGUCCGUGGAUAGCGUCCGCACGGCUAUUUUACCUCUGUACACGAAGUUCGGCAUCGAGAGAGAUAUUGAGCUACGAAUAUUGAAAAGAUCGAAUCCCGGAGCAAGGGGCAUGGGCGGAGCGGGAGAGGUGCAGUUGGUGUUCGGUCACCAGCUGCGACUGCCUAAGACGAUCCACCUGAUGAGUCCUGGACGGGUCAAGAAAAUUCGUGGUGUGGCGUACUCGACAGGUGUGAGCGGACAGAAUAACGCCAGAAUGAUUGAGGCUGCGAGGGGCAUAUUGAACAAAUUCGUAGGCGACAUUUAUGUCUUCUCCGACGUCUCGAGCGCGAGUCUGGUGCCCGCGCCAACAAAAGACAACCCGAACGCGAAGAAGAAGGUCGGUCUUGGGUUUGGACUUUCACUAGUAGCCGAGACACCGACUGGGUGCCUCUAUUCAGCCGACUCGGCAAGCCCUCCAGAAGGAGGCAGACCACCCGAGGAUGUGGGACGAAUGUGCGCAUUUCAGUUACUCGAGAGUAUCGAAACGGGUGGAUGUGUCAGUCUCGAAGCUGUCGAAACAGUUGUCACUCUGAUGUCCAUGGGUUCUGAGGAUGUUGGAAGAGUACAACUCGGAAAAGAUGUCCUCGCCAAUGAGCGCACGAUUCAGCUCGCAAGGGAUCUCAGCUCCUUUGGAGCCGCAGGAUGGGGUGUAAGAGAUGUCAACGCCGAGAAAGGUGAGGGCCAUUUUCUGGUCAGCAUCGUGGGCAGAGGAGUUGGUAACGUUGGCCGGAAGAUCGGAUGA